Messenger RNA from Eufriesea mexicana, 5352 nucleotides. RefSeq lists its product as uncharacterized. The record is from RefSeq and is a predicted model, not a curated record. NCBI's taxonomy places the organism in Eukaryota, Metazoa, Arthropoda, Insecta, Hymenoptera, Apidae.
AUGGCGGGUCCUGCAGCCGAGAAAAAGAGGGUCGUGACCGGUCCAGGCACUUCCGGCGAAGGCGACGCACUUCCCAAGAAGAAAAGGCCGCAACGAUUCGAUUUCGGCAAACGAUGGCACCGAUUCCGUGUUUUAACACCGAAUUCCGCGAUCCUACGCGGUUCGUACGCGAUGACAGACGGCCAUUUCAAGUACAGAAGUCGUGGCCGUCAAGCUGCGCCGGCAUCGAUCGUAGCUAUAGUCUAUGGACGCUUGUUCGAACCGAAAGAAUGGGCAAAGGAAUACGUGGACCAAGUACUAGAGUAUGGCGACAAGGUGUUUCGCACCAGCGUGAUGAGGAAUCACGUGAAGGACAACGAGUACAUGAAGGCCAAUCUGGUCUAUCCGGAAUUCUACAUCUCUACCUACAAAGUCCUAGUUUGCGUGGAAGAAACGGGAAUUUAUGGAAACUUGUUCAGCGAAACCGUAGGCUGCCCAGAUUUCGCCGAUGGACUGCAGAAAUUCUUCGAGAGUAACGACGCAGGAGUGAUCACAGCACAGGGAACUUCGAUGGCCAUGUGGCGUCAUCCUGAAAUCGGCUUCCUGUUCUUCGAUCCGGCACCCUGCGACGAAGAUGGCGUUCAUCAUCCAGACGGAGUGGCCUGUGUCAUGAGGUUCAAAUGUCUCAACGAUAUCCGUGAUCAUUUCCUCAAGAGCAUGGACCAGAAGUACGACUCCAGGUAUUGCAUCGACAAGGUGACGGUGCUGAAGGUGAUCGAGGUAGGUCGCGGAUACGUGGACCGAAUUCCGAGUAGCAGUCGUCUGACCGUGGACAAAAGCGUCCUGAGGACCAUCAACCCCGUUGACAUCGACGAGAACAAAAUGGACUGCACGAAACCGGUACCGAAGGGAGACAAGCUGAAGGCUGUCACGGCAGCCAAGAUCCAUAAAGAACCUCUGUCGAUCACCAUUUCGAAUUACAGCAUCGACAAACGUUUCGCGACUGACCCACUGGUAGAUCAGAACAAUUUUGACACCGGUUACACCUACGAGAACAUGCACGUGAACGUGCCAUCGACGUUCAGGGAACUUUCUGGACAGAUGGCGAUCCUUCACGGGUUAACCCACGAGCACAGCGAGAUGUACAAAGGCAAAGGCGCGCAGAACGUGGCAAACUGCGUGAUGGCUAUCGCCAUGAAGAAGGUCCACCCUGUGAAGACCUGGCUGAGGCCCAAACUGGACGAAAUACUGGCUCUGGGAGACACGGUGUACGCCGAUGUGAAGUCUGCCAAGCCGAUGAUGAGGAAUAUGACUGCUCCUGAUUUAAACGACAUAGAAAUCGAGGUGGAGGGGAGGAAGCUAGCCAUAGACGUGGAUUUAAUUACAGUCACCGGUACGAUCUCUUCUAAGAUCCCAACGGUGCUGAACUUGAGACAAGCGUUGGAAGAGUUCUUCCUGGUCAACACGGAAGGAGUAAUCGAGUCGUCCUCCAUGUCCGUGGCGAUCUGGAGUCAGGAUGACUGUUUCUACAUGUUCGAUCCCCGUCAGUGUGACAUGAUUGGCGUGAGGAUUCGAGAGGAGAAGGGUGGGAAGGGCGCGAAGGCCGAGAACUCGCAACGAAAGAAGGGAAACUGCUGUGUGAUAAGGUUCCCUAACACCGACGCCUUGGGUGCUUUAUUCCUGAAGAACAUGGAACACGCGAAGAAGAAUGAUCGUUUUACCAUCAGACACAUUACCAUCGUGGAUGACAUUCCUGGGACCAGGACGUGGCACGAUUUCCAGCCAGGAUCACCCGGCGAGACGUGGGUUCUUCAGGGUACUAUAUCGAACGAGGACGAAGAAGAAUUCGAAGACGAGACUCGAGGAAUUCAGGGACUGGCUAUGCCAGUGGUGGCUCUGAUCGCUGCCAAAGAGACGGCACCCCAAAAGUGGACCAGCGAGACUGUCGAUACCGUGGUUCGAGAAGGAGACGCGUACUAUAGCUGGUGUAACCCAGUGCUCGAAGUGGGCGAGGAUGUCGAGCGAUACUUCUUCGUGCCGAACCUGAAGAAGAACCUGUACUUCAAGAACAGGAAAGUGAAGAUCGACGUAGAAGAAGGCACGAUCGUCGGAGACCUGACUUCGUCAGCUGGUAGCGACGUUCCGAAUCUGGACGCAGCCCUGAAGCAGUUCUUCGAAGAGCAUCAAUACGGUAUCGUGGGCGUGAAGAACAUGAGCGUAGCCGUGUGGAAAGUGGAAGAACAGGUGAAGGAAAAGGACGAAAUGGUCCCGCAGAACGUGUACUAUUGUUUCGAUCCUCAUCCCCGGAACAAGGAGGGUCUGUGGUCGAUCGAGGAGGAGGAGGAACUAAACGCAGCCUGCGUGAUUAGAACCUUGGACCCGUCCGUCUUGGCGAAGAUAAUAGAGACGAAUGCUGGUCAGGAUCCAGAAUCCGGAAACGAAUUCUCGAUUCAUAAUACGAAGGUGGUCUCGAUUGGGUCCGAGAUGACCGAGGAAGAAAUCGAAGCGGACAAGCAGGUCCCGGUGAAGCCUGACCUGCACAAUUAUCACAACAUGGGGGAUACCGGCGCCAUUUUAUUGGGCAGCUUCAACCAGGCUAACGAGGUGAUGUUCAAGAGACACACCAGGGACAAGCAACAAGCUGGAAGCGCUUUGGCAACUUUGGGAAUGACCAAGCUCUACAACCCCCACUUGUGGUACAGGGAAGUGGUCGAUGACAUUCUCAAGAUAGGUGACAAAAUCACCGCUGACAACCUGGAGAAUCUCGCAGAAGGAGGUGAGACGGAAGAGGAGGCGCCAAGGACUUACCUUAUUCCCAGUGAAAUCAGCGAGGAUUUCGCUGUUGGAGUGAAUCGGAUAUACGUCAGCCUGGAAGAAGAAACGGCUACCGGCAAGAUGACCGACUUGGCAACGCAGCUGGAAACUUUCUUCGAGACGAACGUAAUGGGUAUAUUCAGACAGGACAAUAUCAUGAUGCCCAUUUGGAGAGAGGCCGACGCGUUCUUCACGAUGGAUCCAAAAGGAAGGGACUCCAGGGGAGAACCUCGAGACAAAGAUGGCGCGGCUGCAGUGAUGUGGUUUACCGACAUUCCGUCAUUGGCCGCAGCGAUUCAGGCUGUUGCCACUGGCGAAGACUAUGUCCUGGACGUUGUCACUUUAGACAACGCUUACGAGACGCGAGUGGCUGAAGAGGAACGUCAGACGAAGCCUAGUUCCGGAGAUAAUCCGUGGUAUCAUUUCACCAAGAUGACUGACGGCGUGUGGAGCAUCGAUGGCACGAUUGGCAUGGGGGACAUGAAGUUCGAGAAGGUCAACCGGAACAACCAAGCCGCUGCCAUUGCUGUGAUGGCCAUCGUCUUCGCGAAGGUGUACGAGCCGAGGUACUGGACGCAGGAUGUGCUCGACCAGGUCAUAGUCACCGGGGACAAAUUGCACUCCAAGUGCGUGGAGAGACUCGGAGAAGGAGUCACUCCGAGGAUCAACGAAAUCAUGACAGAGUUCUUCCUUUCUACUCGUCGGAUUAAUUUGAGCAUCAACGACUGCGUCGAGGCUGGAAGCUUGACUGCCAAGCCACCGAAAGUUCAAGAUCUCAGGACUGGGAUUACUAACUUCUUUUCCAAAUAUAAAUCGGGAGCAUUGACAGUCGGUAGGGACAGGAACAUAGCCAUUUGGAAGUUCAAUAGCGCCUAUUACGCUCUGAUACCCGACUGGGCGACCACCAAAGACGAGACCACGCUAGUGAGACCUAAAGUGCUACGUUUUGUCAACCUUGACACUUUCAUAGAAUACCUCCAGAACUUCCUGGGAAGCGAAGGGGACUACGAAAUGAUCGCCAUCGACGUAGUCAAUUGGAACAAGCUUCCCCCAUGGAAGUUCGAUCCCAGUUCCGCCGUUCGUCCUUCGAACCUGCCUCCUCUGAAUGCCUAUAGGAGAGUUCACGGCGAAGCUCGAGCGAUUCUAAGGGGUAGUUACCACCAGGGUGACGAGAUCUUCCCGGAGAUGCUACGGAACAAGCAAGGAGCUGCCAAUUGCGUGGUCGCUCUAGGGAUGUCCGUGGUGAAGAAUCCGGUUACUUGGACGAAGAAGACGAUGGACGAGAUUCUGGCGAUUGGUACCAACGUUCACAGGGAAACGCAGAAGGCCAAGCCAACGAUAGUCCGCGUUAAACCGAAGGACAUCAUCAGAGUGUUCUACGUGGGAGUUAACAUCCUCACAGCCGACAUAGAGUCAGCUACGGUAGCUGGUAUAGUAUCGAUUCCCCCACCAGAACCAGAAGACAAGAAGAAGAAGAAGAAGAAAGGACGAGGUCAAAGACGAGCCAGGGGCAGGAGGACCAGGAGCAGGAGACCUCAGAGGAUUCGAGCUCCACCUCCGCCGCCGAUCCUCCUCGAACAGGGCGUACCUCUGUUCUUCGAGAACAACCGUGCAGGGAUUCUGGUGACCGAUCGUGGCGCGGUGGCCAUCUGGAAGGAUAUGGGAGUCUAUUUCAUGUACGACCCUCAUGCACGUAGCGAUCAGGGCUUGCCCGACUUCUAUGGCACCUCUUGCGUCAUGUGGUUCGCUUGCAUAGAGCCUCUUUACGAAGUUCUGUUCGCCAACAUCGACGAGCAGGAGAAGUAUGGUCGCUACGAGCUCUGCAGGGUUAUCAUCAGGACUGCCAUGAUCGAACCUUUGCCUUGUCCCGCUGGCUUCAGACCUUUCUUCGAUUGCACGGCUCCGCCGAUUCCGAUCACCUUCAUGAAGAUGAACACUACGCUGGACGUGGAGACAGUGACGGAAUACAAUAUCGUGGACGAGGAGCUCAGUGUCCUUCGCGGUACUCUGCACAUGCAUCAUCGAAUCUGGAGUACAGACAGAAGAGGCUUCCAGAGCACUGCGAUCGCAGCUGUAGCCAUUGUCGUGGGUCUUCUGCACGUGCCUUCUACUUGGACACCCGAGCUAAUCGACGCCAUUUUGAGAUACGGGGACCUGCUGCACUCGGACAGCGUUCGGGCUACUCACCCAGGGAACAGGAAUUUAUCCCCCAGCGAAUUACUCACCGUCUUCAUCGUGGGUGACUUUAGAGCUACUAUACAUUUCCGAUCAAACUGCGCCGGGAUACUGCACACGACCAAUAUGGCGGUCGCGGUGAUGCAACACUACGGGAAGUUUUACUUGUUCGAUCCCUGCGCGAGGAACGACCAGGGCAGGCCCAGUUUCGAUGGGGCAGCCUGUGUCAUGAAGUGCGAGAGUAUAAUGAAGAUGGCCACGGUGUUUGUGACGAAUUGCAACCUAAAGACACCGAACGUGUACACUCUGAACGCCGUGAACGUGUUGAGUUUGUACUUCUUCUCCGACGCGAAGACCGGAUGCCCGCCUAAGUGUAUACAAUGA